This is a messenger RNA of Durio zibethinus, 1290 nucleotides long. Its product is annotated as putative cell wall protein. NCBI's taxonomy places the organism in Eukaryota, Viridiplantae, Streptophyta, Magnoliopsida, Malvales, Malvaceae. The record is from RefSeq and is a predicted model, not a curated record.
AAGCAUCCGUAUUGAAAAUGUAUGAAGUAGAAGUAAAAGUAUAAACGACAUUUUACUUCCAAAAGCGCAAACCAAGCUCCAAAUUUUCAGCUUUGUUUACCAGAAAUCUUAUGCAUGCAAAUUACAAUAGCCUUGGAGAAGAAAAUCUCAUAACUAACUACAAAGUCUCACCCAUCCAGGCAACACCUAGCCCCACCUUCCUAUGCAUGCUACAUAAUUGCGUGGUAGCUUGUGUUUUUGUUUUUGCAACGUCUCCUUCAAUGGUAUUUUUCACAAUGGAACCCUCUUUUAACUCACCGCCAAAUGAUCAACCAACUCACUUAAAACCUCACCUAUAUUCUCUUUCCUCUUUCCACCAUUCAAGAACCAAUCCUAUCUCUUCUUUCUCAACUCUCAAUAGUUCUCUGAUAAUGGCUUAUAAAAUUAGUUCCUUGCUUCUUGCUCAAGUUUUCCUCGUCAGCAUUCUGAUUGCUAUUGCUGGGCAAGCAGUUGCAAAACGUGACAUCCCAAGAAACCCAAAGAAUGAUGAUCAAAUGAAACAGCCCGAGUGGCUGACUCACCAUGACCGCAGCGUGCUCAUUCCAGGCCUUGGACGAGUGUACCUGCCACCAAUUUUGAAACACCACAAUCCAUACACUGGCAGCAGCGGCGGCGGAAGUGGUGGAACAGGUCAUAUUCCAGGUGGUGAUGACACAUUUGAUCCAAACCCUGGCUUUGAGGUGCCAGUUCCUGACCUUUGUGCUGGCAGUGCAGGAACACACCCACAUCCUUGAGCAUGUUCGUCAAUGAAACUUGUAAUCAAAUAGAAAAGAAAGGCAAUUAGUUGCCUAGAUGGAGUCUUUAGGGGCCCCUUGUAUUCAUUCCAGUCUAUCGUAUUCACGUAUUUAAUGUGAUAUGAAUUCGAGUUUGUCAUUUUAGUGGAGUCUAGGAUUUGUAACCUUUACGGUGCUCAGGAUAAAACAAGAGUGUAGAUGCAGAGCGUUUUAGUUUGUUAUUUCCAUUGCGUCCAGAGUCUUCUCUUGCAUUUUCCAUUUGGAAACAAUUUGUUGCCAAGUAAUCAUGUACUUCGAUUUCCAUAUUAAUUGUGGUCCAUGCCUAUUACCCUACUUUCUUAAUUGAAUCAUUUCACAUCCUACGGAUGCUACUAGCUUGCACGCUUAAAUAUAAAUUUAUUUGGUCAUUGGAAAUGUCAAGGAGGAGUGGAGUAUUUAAACUUGUCCAUGUCCAUAAAUUUAAUUCAAUUGCUUUAUGCUAUCAAAUUUAAAAAAUAAUAUUUAAUUCGAAUCCCAG